GGGUGGGGACACUCUGGCCCGGCUCUCGGUGGUGCGGGAGCGGGCGGGAGCAGCGGCCGCUCUGGUCGGCGGACGUGCUGCCGAGCAGUCCCGGAAGCGAAGCAGCGAUGGCGGAGAGUCCGACUGAAGAGGCGGCGACGGCGACGGCGGGUGCCGGAGCGGCGGGCCCCGGGGCAAGCGGCGUUGCUGGUGUGGUCGGCGUUAGCGGCAGCGGCGGCGGGUUCGGGCCGCCUUUCCUGCCGGAUGUGUGGGCGGCGGCGGCGGCGGCGGGCGGGGCCGGGGGGCCGGGGAGCGGCCUGGCUCCGCUGCCCGGGCUCCCGCCCUCUGCCGCUGCCCACGGGGCUGCGCUGCUUAGCCACUGGGACCCCACGCUCAGCUCUGACUGGGACGGUGAACGAACCGCGCCGCAGUGUCUACUCCGAAUCAAGCGGGAUAUCAUGUCCAUUUAUAAGGAGCCUCCUCCAGGAAUGUUCGUUGUACCUGAUACUGUUGACAUGACUAAGAUUCAUGCAUUGAUCACAGGCCCAUUUGACACUCCUUAUGAAGGGGGUUUCUUCCUGUUCGUGUUUCGGUGUCCGCCCGACUAUCCCAUCCACCCACCUCGGGUCAAACUGAUGACAACGGGCAAUAACACAGUGAGGUUUAACCCCAACUUCUACCGCAAUGGGAAAGUCUGCUUGAGUAUUCUAGGUACAUGGACUGGCCCUGCCUGGAGCCCAGCCCAGAGCAUCUCUUCUGUACUCAUCUCUAUCCAGUCCCUGAUGACUGAGAAUCCCUACCACAAUGAACCUGGCUUUGAACAGGAGAGACAUCCAGGAGACAGCAAAAACUACAAUGAAUGUAUCCGGCACGAGACCAUCAGAGUUGCAGUCUGUGACAUGAUGGAAGGAAAGUGUCCCUGCCCUGAACCCCUAAGAGGGGUGAUGGAGAAGUCCUUCCUGGAGUAUUAUGACUUCUAUGAGGUGGCCUGCAAAGAUCGCCUUCACCUUCAAGGCCAAACUAUGCAGGACCCUUUUGGAGAGAAGCGGGGCCACUUUGACUACCAGUCCCUCUUGAUGCGCCUGGGACUGAUUCGUCAGAAAGUGCUGGAGAGGCUCCAUAAUGAGAACGCCGAAAUGGACUCUGAUAGCAGCUCGUCUGGGACAGAGACAGAUCUGCACGGGAGCCUGAGGGUUUAGACCCUGCUCCCUUCUCCCCUCCCCCCACUCGAGUCCCAGCAGAGCCCCUUCCCCCCACCCCAGGGAUGGAGAGGCACUGUGUAUCUCCCUCCACACGUGACGUCAUUCUGCAAGAUGGCAAGAAGCAAGCAAGCUUGGAUCCCAGGGUGUGGGAGUGGGGGGCUAUUCCGAUCUGACCUCCUUGGCGCUGGAGCACCUGGGGCUGUGUUCAUCCUGGAUCAGGGCCAAGGUACCUUUACAGGAUUACCUAGAACAAGGGCCUCUGGCAAAACAAAACAACCAACACACCUCUCUGCAGGGCCAGCUCCUUAGAGUUAAAAGACAGAAAUUGCAGUUCUAAGAGGGAAUGUGCCCAAAUGGUUUAUGGGGGUAUCUGGAAGGAAGCUUUGGGGUAGGGGGCUGUUUGACACUUACGCAGUCUGGGUGGUUGUCUGUGUCUGUCUUUAUUCUUAAAGCAGGGCUUCCCAUUGCCCUUUUCCUCCCUGCACCCCCCAUUAUUUCCCAUGGGCCAGCAUAAUUUUGUUUUUCCCUAAUUUAUAGUCACUGUUCUAGACAGACCAAAGAGAAGGAACAGUGGUGGAGUCUAGGCUGCUGAUCAGUAAGCUUUACCUAGCACCUGAGCACCUUUCUCCCCUACCCCUCAUUCCCUUGCCCUUUUAGGUUUCAGACAGAACGUAAAACAGGACCAGGACUGAACCAGGUCUUGGUGAAGCCUGCACAGGCACCAUGAGAAGCCGGAAGUACUGUGUGUUCCCGAAAUCACUGAUUUGAAAAGUUCCCAACACAGGCAGCUGCAGUGUGUAUGGGAUUAGAGCCACUACAUAGAAUAGUCUUAAAGAUUUUCUUUAGUACUAGU
Molecule: messenger RNA, 2034 nt
Organism: Sciurus carolinensis (gray squirrel)
Lineage: Eukaryota; Metazoa; Chordata; Mammalia; Rodentia; Sciuridae
Gene: Ube2z
Product: ubiquitin conjugating enzyme E2 Z
Exons: 7
Coding region: 108-1178 (356 amino acids)
Biological process (GO): negative regulation of apoptotic process
Cellular component (GO): nucleus
Molecular function (GO): cysteine-type endopeptidase inhibitor activity; ubiquitin conjugating enzyme activity
Source: RefSeq, a predicted model, not a curated record